UCUAGGUCGCUAACUGGGCUGCUGUCAACAUGCAAGCGUUGUGGACAAUACGUGUUGUGGACCGUAAAAUGUGUUUAUUGGCAAACAUAUAUUCAUUUGAUUAACUGUGUGCAAGUAUAAUGGUCAAAUAGGUUGUAAUUGUGAGGAAAGCGUGUUUUUCUAUUAAAAAUGACCCGAAACGUGACGUUUCACUUUCACAUAUGUGAACAUGUAUUUGAGCAUGUGUUCAAGGAGGUACACUUGAUCUCAUGUUUCAACAGAUAGCGCCCUCUACCAACCACCUGGAUACAAGCCACGCGGACUGCUAUUGUUAAUCAUACAUUUGCAUAUUAAUACGCUCAAAGUUACACGUCAAAAUAACACCGGAUUUUUUUUCUGUGGAAACACAACCAAAUGGCUUCGUCAUGUAGGUCCUGAUAAGGCCUCGAAAUACAACUGUUGGCAACUGUUGGAGGGUGUAUUCAUUAGGAACUUGUACCUUGGUCUCCUCCGUAGUGGACACUAUCACCAGCGAUUAAAAUGUCGCAGGAUGGAAGAGGACAGAUGGAAUCAGUUCUUGAUGACGACAAAAGUAAUUUCAAAACAAAGUCAGGAGAAGACUCAUCGGAUGGAAAUAAUAAACACAUUCCACUGUCUUCAGCGACAAAAGGGGAUGAUUCAGGAGAUGUUGAGGAUAGACUGUUGGGGGGUGGAGGUGACGGAGGUGAUGGUGGAGCAGUGGAAGGUAGUGCACAACCUGAAGAAGAUGACGGUCUUCCCAUCGACCACGGUUGGGCGUGGGUGGUAUUAGCAGGUAGUGUUCUGAAUGUGUUUAUGAUGGUGGGAUAUGGCAAAGCCAUCGCCAUAUUCUUUGUGGCGUACCUGAAGGAAUUCGAGGCAUCUGCUGCAACAACAACUCUAUUCAUGGGAGUUAUGGCAGGAACGUUCAGCUUAUCGUCACUCUUUUCCAUGAACGUGAUUCUACAAUUGAUUGGAGAGAGGAAAACUGUUAUCAUCGGUGGGACAAUAGCAGUUAUAGGAAUGCUGACAGCCGUGUUCGCUACCAGUAUUACAUACCUAAUCUGCACACACAGCAUUCUCAUUGGUAUAGGUCAUUCCAUGAUUCACGGCCCCGCACUGGUACUGAUCGGAAAGUACUUCAAGAAGAGAAGAGCCAUUGCAACAGCAGUUGCCAUGUCUGGCAUCAGUUUGGGGGGCAGUGUCUUCCCACCUCUAGCCAACUUCCUACUGAAUGAAUAUGGAGUCAGAGGAAGUAUGUUGAUCCUCACAGGGCUGACAAUGAACGUGUGGGUCGGGGCAGCCCUGUUUAGACCAUUAAGUUAUUUUCAAAAGAAGGCAGCAAAGAACAGAUCAGUCAUGAAUAAAGAACAUGGAGAUGGAGAUGAUGAUGUUGCUAAAGACUCUUCUGUAAAGAUGGCUGUUGAUGACUCUGGUGGAAACAAUGCAGGGCUCUGUGACAGUCAAAUGGACACAGACAAAGAAAAGGUUGUUAAUAAAAGAAACAGACCUGAUUCGGCUAUUAGCUUUGGAUCACAAAUAGAUGAACAUUCCGAAUGUCAACUAAGAAUGUAUAAAAGCAACCCUGAUUUGACAUCAAUGUCAUUGGUGGAUAUACGAGAGGUUCAUCCACAAUAUGCUGACGAUCAACAAGAAACACGGCUACACAAAAGUGCGUGCAUGCAUGUUAAACAAGCUUUCGCAGCAUUUGACUUUUCCUUGUUCAAACAACCAAUGUUUCAGCUGAUUGCAGCAUUUUCUCAUUUUGGUAUAGUGUUUACAUUAGCAGGAGCAUACCUUCCUGUCCUAGCAAAUGAAAAAGGCAUUCCACCAACAGAGGCAGCCUUUUUGUUGACUAUUGCAGGUGUGCUUGAUUUCUGCGGUAGACUUGCACUCGGAUUCGUGGCUGAUCUCAAAUACAUCAAAAUCAAUCAUUUGAUGGCUAUUGGAAUAGUAAUAUCUGGAACAGUGGCUCAAUUCGCCUCUUUUUACAACACGUACGCACUUUUCAUCGUAUUCUCCGUGCUUGCCGGGAUAUUUGGCAGUUUUUAUAAUUGCCUGAUUCCUAUUGCCAUUGUUGAGUUUAUGGGACUGAAACACAUGGCCAAAGUUCUUGGAUUUAUAUCUGUGUUUCAUGGACUUGCCAUGUGUCUAACACAUCCAAUCAUGGGGGCAAUCCGUGACCUGACUGGCUCGUACAACUUGUGCUUUAACUAUAUUGGAAUAUGCAACUAUAUCUGUGCCAUAUUGCUUCUGUGCAUACCACUAGUCACAAAGAAGACACCAACGACACCAAAAGCAAAGGAAUUGGAAGAAGGCCAACCACUGAAAAAUGACUGAGAUUGAAUAUUUUAAGAGUGGUUAGUGUGUGUCCAUUCAUCGAAAUACUAGUACACAUUCGUGUAUAGAGUUGUGCAGCCACUGGUGUGUUGUGUUUGUGUACCGCAACAUAUUGGAACAAUGUCGUAAACAUUGUGUAUAAAAUAGACAUGUGUC
Haliotis rufescens (red abalone) is the source of this 2493-nucleotide messenger RNA. Its product is annotated as monocarboxylate transporter 3-like. NCBI's taxonomy places the organism in Eukaryota, Metazoa, Mollusca, Gastropoda, Lepetellida, Haliotidae. Gene Ontology annotation, biological process: transmembrane transport; monocarboxylic acid transport. Gene Ontology annotation, molecular function: monocarboxylic acid transmembrane transporter activity. Bases 520 to 2337 code for a protein of 605 amino acids. The transcript is spliced from 6 exons. The record is from RefSeq and is a predicted model, not a curated record.